Thrips palmi is the source of this 1570-nucleotide messenger RNA. RefSeq lists its product as uncharacterized. The transcript is spliced from 5 exons. The record is from RefSeq and is a predicted model, not a curated record. Lineage: Eukaryota; Metazoa; Arthropoda; Insecta; Thysanoptera; Thripidae. Bases 409 to 1026 code for a protein of 205 amino acids.
CCAAGACAGAAUCUGGAGGCCUUCUGUCAUCUCAGUGCAGUGCGGUUCGGGCCAAGCUUGCAAGUGCCGGUGUCGUCGCGGCUGCUUCAUUUUCACUGUGCGUGUGUGUGUGUCUGUUUGGGGAAGGCGCGGUCACGCGGCGUUGGACGUGUGUGCUUACCGUGGAACUUCCCGUCGGCCUGCGCGGGAACGGGAGAUUCCAUUCCAUAUCGAACCGGCCGGUGCGGGACGCGUUUCCUACCGCCAAAGUCACUGUUGGGUGGGACGCGCGAAGAACCUCCUCCGCAUACGUUUCGCGCCAGUUUGAAUUAAGCUCGCCUAAACGCGCCACUGCUCACGGCGUGAAUGGGGGCGACGUCGGAGGGUCCCUAGGCGGCGGGAGGCGCUGAGGCAACAACAUCCACUGCCAUGGAGCGCGCGCUGCUCCGCGUCGCGCUGCUGGUCAUGCUGUUCGUGCUGCUGUCCGCCGACUACUCCUCGCUGGUGUCCACCGUGUUCACGGCCCUGGGCGGCUCCGUGGUGUCGCCGACGCACGCCGCGCCGGACGGGCCCCACCUCGGCGGCCACCACCGCAAGGUGCCCACGGCACCGGGCGACCUCGGCUCGCUGCGCCGCUCCGACAUGGUGACCCCGGCCCUGCACGACGGCCACGAGGACGACGAGGACGACGACGACGUGGAGGAUGUCUUCGACUUCGGCGGCUCCACGGCCAAGCUGUUCACCGCCGCGGGCCGGUCCAAACUGCUGGCCACGAUGAGGACAUCCUGCCUACCCAAGCUCAUCUGUGAGCUCCACGCCGCGCCGCACCGCCAGAACCUGGGGGAGUCGGAGCGGUCCCUGCUGGCGUUGAUCAGAGAGACCAGCAUCAGCACCACGGCCGAGGUGACCUCCAAGUACCACUUCGCGGCGCACAUGGGCCAGCUCAUCGCCGGCGUGGACGGCACGGGCUGCCACAACUUCUACCCGUCCUGCCCCUUCCCGGGCAUGCAGGUCCUCUCCAUGAUGAAGAAGAUUCGCAUCCGAUGAACAAGGCUGUGCCGCUCCCAACGAGAUUUUCGAUGACGAGGAGAGUUAGACUUGAGGGCGUGGACGCGUUUAGAUUAAGUGAGUGAAGGCUAGUCCAGCAAGAUAACACCGCAGACGGUGUGCCCCAGCCAUGCCAUUGGUUUCACCGAGACUUCGCCCAGCCCAUUUACGUGGUUAUCUAGUCCGACAGCGGAUACACUGAUAAGAUAAAUUUUGCACCAGGCAUAAAUCUGGUAAAAAAUGUUGUUUCGUGGAAAAAGCACGCUCUUCCUUUGUCUGUCUUUCUGUUUUAUUGUAACUGAGGGUGUAUCAGCUGUCAAUACGCAAUAAUUACUGUUGUAAGUAAACUAAGUGUUAAAUUUAAGGACACCACUGGCCCGCCCAGAGUUACCACUACUGUGAUGCUUCUCCAACAUCUCGAACUGCGAGAUUGGCGUUCACUUCUAGCUUUUAAAAACUCCUUGUGUAAGUGUACUUUGAUGAAAGGUAGCCUAGUUCUUUCCUACAAUUUGAUACAAAAAUAAAAGCAAUUAAAAAAGCUGAA